Molecule: messenger RNA, 1526 nt
Organism: Drosophila teissieri
Lineage: Eukaryota; Metazoa; Arthropoda; Insecta; Diptera; Drosophilidae
Gene: dib
Product: cytochrome P450 302a1, mitochondrial
Exons: 4
Coding region: 29-1498 (489 amino acids)
Molecular function (GO): iron ion binding; monooxygenase activity; heme binding
Source: RefSeq, a predicted model, not a curated record
CGCGAAAAGAACGGAGAAUCGACGAAAAAUGCUGACCAAACUGUUGAAGAUUAGCUGCACUUCGAGGCAGUGCACCUUUGCCAAGCCGUAUCAGGCGAUUCCAGGACCUCGAGGACCCUUUGGAAUGGGUAAUCUAUACAACUACCUGCCCGGAAUCGGAUGCUAUUCCUGGCUAAGGUUGCACCAAGCCGGCCAGGAUAAGUAUGAGAAGUAUGGCGCAAUUGUGCGGGAAACUAUAGUUCCAGGACAGGACAUCGUCUGGCUGUACGAUCCCAAGGACAUAGCUUCACUGCUCAACGAGCGGGACUGUCCGCAGAGGAGAAGUCACCUGGCACUGGCCCAAUAUCGCAAGAACAGGCCGGAAGUCUACAAAACCACCGGUUUGUUGCCCACCAAUGGUCCGGAAUGGUGGCGUAUACGUGCCCAGGUGCAGAAGGAGCUGAGUGCUCCAAAGAGUGUGCGGAACUUCGUUCGCCAAGUGGAUGGAGUGACCAAGGAGUUCCUUGGAUUUCUGCAAGAAUCUCGCGAUGGUGGUGCCAUUGAUAUGCUGCCCAAGCUCACCAGACUGAAUUUGGAAUUAACUUGUCUGCUUACCUUUGGAGCCCGUCUGCAGUCCUUUUCUCCCCAGGAACAAGAUUCUGAAUCCCGAUCCACCCGCUUGAUGGAUGCAGCGGAGACCACUAAUAGCUGCAUUCUGCCCACGGAUCAGGGUCUCCAACUGUGGCGAUUCCUGGACACACCUAGUUUUCGAAAACUAAGCCAGGCCCAAUCAUACAUGGAGGCAGUGGCUCUGGAGUUAGUGGAGGAGAAUGUAAGGAAUGGUUCAGUGGGAUCUUCACUGAUCUCGGCGUAUAUAAGGAAUCCCGAACUUGAUCGCAGUGAUGUGGUGGGCACUGCUGCAGACUUACUCUUGGCUGGCAUCGAUACCACCUCGUAUGCCUCGGCAUUCCUGCUCUACCACAUAGCUCGAAAUCCGGAGGUGCAGCAGAAACUGCACGAGGAGGCCAAGAGAGUGCUUCCGUGUCCCACGGAUGAGCUAUCCAUGGAUGCCUUACGAACUGAUAUCACCUAUACGAGGGCUGUCCUCAAGGAAUCACUUCGCUUGAAUCCCAUUGCCGUGGGCGUGGGUAGGAUUCUUAACCAGGAUGCGAUCUUCAGUGGCUACUUUGUGCCCAAGGGGACCACCGUGGUGACCCAGAACAUGGUAGCCUGCCGCCUGGAGCAGCACUUCCGGGAUCCCCUGCGCUUCCAACCAGAUCGCUGGCUCCAGCACCGCAGUGCCCUGAAUCCCUAUCUGGUCCUGCCCUUCGGCCACGGAAUGCGGGCCUGCAUAGCCCGCCGUUUGGCGGAGCAGAAUAUGCACAUUCUGCUUCUCAGGCUGUUGCGUGAAUACGAAUUGAUUUGGAGCGGAUCCGACAAUGAGAUGGAUGUCAAGACCCUGUUGAUAAAUAAACCCGAUGCUCCAGUGCUGAUUGAUCUGCGAUUGCGUAGGGAAUAGGUACUAUAUAUACAUAAGUCGGCAGAGU